Oryza sativa Japonica Group (Japanese rice) is the source of this 1061-nucleotide messenger RNA. NCBI's taxonomy places the organism in Eukaryota, Viridiplantae, Streptophyta, Magnoliopsida, Poales, Poaceae. The record is from RefSeq and is a predicted model, not a curated record.
GAGCUAGCAGAAUCCAAUCAGAAUUUUAUGGCUCAAAGGGUAUGACACUUCGCUGAUGGGGCUUUUGUCAUUAUCGUUGAUGGAGAUAAGUGUCAUGCCAACUCUACAAGAGCUAUGCUCUCUAGCCUCAACUUUCAUGUGAUAAUGUACUCAAGUCCUGUGAAUGCACUCAUUAUUCUGGAGAAUAAUGCACAAGACAUUGUCGUAGUCUUGGCAACAGUGGACGUGAAACAAUUGAGUGGUUUAAAGUUCCUUGAAGCUGCAAGAAUGAAACAUCAAGACCUUCAAGUGAUCAUGAUGUCAGCUGAAACCACAAGGUUGUACACAAUGAUGAGGUGUGUUAAACUCGCUGCACGUUUUCUAGUGAAGAAGCCUCCUAACGAAGACAUUGUACAUGAUCUGUGGCAGCAUAUUGCCCUGAAAGUUCUGAUGAUGGAGAAGAUCAGGGAAUUACUGCAAGGAUGCACCAUAUAUGUUAAUGGUAGCGUUUGUGUCUUACUUUCUGCAAAAUAAGGCAUGGACCAUGUCCUGAAUAUUAGGAAAUAUUAGCAUUCUGAAUGGUGAUAUUGUGCAAAAUUUGUAGAAGUAUUGAGCAUAGAAGAGCCUGCAGGCAAAAAGGAAAAACACAACAUAUAUGUUUUCUAAAAUAUGCCAUCACAAUGUUUUACAAAUUAAAAUAUCCAUAAGAAAUUGUACGGUAUGUAAUAAGUUUACUUCUGAAGUUAGAAAUUAUAAGAUUCUGAAACAAUAUGUGAAGUUCCCAUCAAUCUUUGUGAUGGUGAUAUCUAGGAGCUCCUACCUCAACUCUCUCUAGUGACUUCAAUAUUCUAGUGGUGCUCUUGAUACAACAAUACAACCAGUCCAAGUAGAAGCUCCACCUUUGCUCAGAAAAAACUUUGAUUUCAUUGGAGGUAUACAUGCAACCGAGGAUAAAUGUCGUGCUGCCUUAUAUCAUUUUGGCCUUGCCAAGUAUGCUAAUCAUUAGCCCUGGUUUCGUUUUUUUUAAACCGAUUAACCCUGGUUUCAAGCUUGGAAAGCCCUAUUGAGCUACUCCCUCCAGU